AUGGAGACCUUGGUCGACAAAGAUGCCGUGGAAGGAAACCUGCGGCUCAUGGCGAACUGCUUUGGGGUCGUCCAUGGAGGUGUGGGGGUGUUGCUGGUCUACGCCACUUCCCUCUUCUCAGAGCGUUGCGGGUCCAUGGGCAACGGCUUCUUCUUUGCCAUGACGCUCCCUGGUUCACUGCUGUUGGCGGUGCCGCUGCUGUCGCUGCUAGGGCGCAAGGGCUGCCUUUUGUACUCCUUCUGCAGCUAUGUGGUUUACGCCAUCCUGUUCUGCGUGGCCCGUGCCAUGCAACAUGGCGACCAGGAGCACGAGCGCUGCGACCAAGCGGGCCCCGUGCUGCUCUGCAUCGGGUCCAGCCUGGCAGGCUUGGCUGCCGGCGUGAUGUGGACGGGCCAGGGCUCCUACUUCGCGUACGCUGCAAAGCUGCUCAGCACUGGCUCUGAUGAUGAGGCGCACAGGCAGCAGGCCACCUCCUGGCUCGCAGGGGUCUUCGCGGUGCGCUACUUGGGCUGGGAGCUCUCCUUGAAGCUCUUCGUGUCGCUGGUGCAGUACUUCGGCCAGGUGAAUCUUUCGAUCAUUGCCCUGAUUGCGAUGGCCACGCUCGCAACAGUAGUCUUCGCAGCCUGCGACAACUUGCCCAAGGAGGUGCAGAAAGAUCCUCCCGGCCAGAUGCUGGGCAAGCUGCGGUCUGCCUUGGCCUUGUGGCCAGAUGCCACGAUUUGGCUUCUGAGUCCCACCAACCUCGCCUUUGGCUUCGGAAGUGCUUACAUGAAUGGGUACUUCAACUCAGAGAUCGCCGCCAAAAUCGUUGGCGUAGAUACCAUCGGCGCCUUAGCCUCGGUGACAGUGGUCACCGCCGCCAUGGCGUCUAUGGGCUAUAGCUUCCUGGCGAAGCGAGGCAAGGCGCUGCCGCUGGCACUCGGCUCGUUGGCCGGGACCCACAGGCACUCCAACUUUCGCUGGAUGAAGGGAAGCAGUAUGAAGAGUCAGCCGUGUGGGCAGACUCGAAUUCUGCUGCUCGCUUUUGGCUGGAAACCUGGCAGAGAUGAGCAUGUGGGUAUGGCUCGCCAAAGCGCGACACAUGUCAAAGACGAACCAAAUCGAACCCAGCAAGUCUUGCUUUUCCAAGCCUUCGCCGCAGAGUCCUGUGCGGAAGGUGCUCAUGAAAGCUGGGACUCGAAGUACGGGAAACGUGUCCGAGCAUCCGCGGAGACCGUGGCGGUUCCUUUAGUGGUUCCCUCUGCGGUUUAA
Effrenium voratum is the source of this 1251-nucleotide messenger RNA. The record is from the annotation of a GenBank genome assembly. Lineage: Eukaryota; Dinophyceae; Suessiales; Symbiodiniaceae.